AGCGCGGCGCAGGGGCGCCAGUCCGCGGGGCCGAGCGCGGGGGGCACGGGCGGAGCGCGCGGAGGCCGCGCGCGCCGGGGAGCGAUGGGCAAGUACUCGCGGGAGGCGGCCAACCCCAGCAAGGCCUGCAAGGCCAAGGGCGUGGACCGAUCUCCGCGUCCACUACAAGAACACGUACGAGGCCGCCCAGGCGAUCAAGGGCAUGAGCUUGAAGGCCGCGCAGGCGUACCUGCGGGACGUGUGCGAGAAGAAGCAGUGCGUCCCCUUCCGGAAGUACACGGGCUGCAUCGGGCGCACCCCCCAGGCGAAGGCGUUCAAGAUGUCGCAGGGCCGGUGGCCGGUGAAGUCCGCGAAGAUCCUCUUGGGCCUGCUCCAGAAUGCGGAGAGCAACGCGGAUUUCAAGAACCUCGACACGGAUAACCUGUUCGUCAAGCAUAUCCAGGUGAACCCCGCUCAGCAGGGCCGACGCCGCACCUACCGGGCCCACGGGCGCAUCGGUCCGUACAUGUCGAACCCGUGCCACAUCGAGAUGAUCUUGGAGGAGAAGGACGAGUCCGUGGAGGCCCCCACCGAGGAGGUGAAGCCGAAGAAGUUCACCAAGAAGCAGAUGGCCAAGCGCCGCCUCCAGAUCGGCGGGGGUGCCUGAGCUGUCCCGGGGCGCACCUCCGCCGAGCUGCCCGUGCCCGCAUGAUUCGGUAAGCCUCGACGCAGCCUCGGCCCUCUUGCCUCCAAUCUUCCCGCGCGUCGUCAUCGUCCUCCUCCUCCUCCUCCUCCUCCUC
Molecule: messenger RNA, 779 nt
Organism: Prorocentrum cordatum
Lineage: Eukaryota; Dinophyceae; Prorocentrales; Prorocentraceae
Source: the annotation of a GenBank genome assembly